Synchiropus splendidus (mandarinfish) is the source of this 5543-nucleotide messenger RNA. RefSeq names its product collagen, type II, alpha 1b (gene col2a1b). The transcript is spliced from 53 exons. Gene Ontology annotation, molecular function: protein binding; extracellular matrix structural constituent. The record is from RefSeq and is a predicted model, not a curated record. NCBI's taxonomy places the organism in Eukaryota, Metazoa, Chordata, Actinopteri, Syngnathiformes, Callionymidae. Gene Ontology annotation, cellular component: collagen type II trimer. The coding region runs from base 231 to 4493 and encodes 1420 amino acids.
CGGGGACAUAAAACUACAGCGUCUGGCCUGAAGCGGUCGGUGCUGAGUUUUCUGCUGCAGGUCCGAGUCCUGCCGACGGAUUCUUCCAUCCAUCUUUUUUUUUCUUUUCAUUUCAGGAAGGGUGAAGGUCGAAUGGUUCGUUUUUUGUAACAGGGGGACAGACACACUGUGAAAGAAGCCACUGCACACUUCUUUCUCCAUCAAGGGCCGUGCAUGUCUAAUAUUUAGACAUGUUUGCGGAUUCACGGACUCUAUUGCUACUUGUAGCAACCCAAGUCUGUCUAUUAGCCGUUGUGAGAUGUCAAGAGGAGGACGACCGAACACCUGGAGCUAAGGGUCAGAAAGGCGAACCUGGAGACAUUACCGAUGUUGUAGGACCAAGAGGACCACCUGGACCAAUGGGCCCCCCAGGAGAGCAAGGACUCCGUGGACCACGAGGAGAGAAGGGAGAGAGGGGAACACCUGGACCCCGAGGCAGAGAUGGCGAACCUGGCACCCCCGGGAACCCCGGACCCCCUGGACCUCCAGGACCUAAUGGACCUCCUGGCCUCGGUGGAAACUUUGCUGCUCAGAUGGCCGGUGGUUUCGACGAGAAAGCUGGUGGCGGCGCGCAGAUGGGAGUGAUGCAAGGACCCAUGGGACCAAUGGGACCAAGAGGACCUCCCGGCCCUAACGGAGCACCUGGCCCACAAGGUUUCCAAGGCAACCCAGGAGAAGCUGGAGAGCCCGGUCAAGCUGGUCCUAUGGGUCCUCGUGGACCUCCAGGACCUUCUGGAAAGUCUGGAGAUGAUGGUGAAGCUGGCAAACCUGGAAAACCUGGUGACCGUGGACCUGCUGGACCUCAGGGAGCUCGUGGAUUCCCAGGAACCCCUGGUCUCCCUGGCAUCAAGGGGCACAGAGGUUAUCCAGGUCUGGAUGGAGCCAAGGGAGAGACUGGAUCCCUGGGUGCUAAGGGAGAGUCCGGUGCGCCCGGAGAGAAUGGAGCUCCUGGACCAAUGGGCCCUCGUGGUCUGCCGGGUGAGAGAGGACGUCCUGGACCCAGUGGAGUUGCUGGAGCUCGUGGAAAUGAUGGUUUGCCUGGUCCCGCUGGCCCUCCUGGACCUGUUGGGCCAUCUGGAGCUCCUGGAUUCCCUGGCUCUCCUGGUUCAAAGGGAGAAGCUGGACCAACCGGUGCCCGUGGACCUGAGGGUGCUCAGGGACCCCGCGGGGAGUCUGGAACCCCUGGAUCACCUGGACCAUCCGGUGCUUCCGGAAACCCUGGAACCGAUGGUAUUCCUGGCUCAAAAGGAUCAGCUGGUGCUCCUGGCAUUGCUGGUGCUCCUGGUUUCCCUGGACCCCGUGGACCUCCUGGGCCUCAGGGAGCAACCGGGCCUCUUGGGCCAAAGGGAACAUCUGGAGACCCAGGUAUUCCAGGAUUCAAAGGAGAAGCUGGACCCAAAGGAGAAAUUGGACCAGCAGGUCUUCAGGGACAACCUGGUCCACAAGGUGAAGAAGGCAAGAGAGGACCCAGGGGUGAGCCGGGUGCAGCUGGACCUCUCGGACCACCAGGAGAGAGAGGAGCCCCUGGUAACCGUGGUUUCCCCGGUCAAGAUGGUCUAGCUGGUCCUAAGGGGGCCCCCGGUGAGCGUGGCCCGGCUGGAGCCAGUGGUCCCAAAGGUGCCAAUGGAGAUCCCGGCCGUCCUGGAGAGCCUGGUCUGCCUGGUGCCAGAGGACUCACUGGACGUCCAGGUGAUGCCGGUCCCCAAGGAAAAGUUGGACCCUCUGGAGCUGCUGGUGAGGACGGUCGCCCCGGCCCACCUGGCCCUCAGGGAGCCCGUGGACAGCCCGGGGUCAUGGGAUUCCCCGGGCCCAAGGGUGCUACUGGCGAGCCUGGCAAAGCUGGCGAGAAAGGGUUGCUCGGAGCUCCUGGUCUGAGAGGUCUGGCUGGCAAAGAUGGAGAAACCGGUGCAGCUGGUCCCCCUGGCCCCGCCGGUCCUGCCGGUGAGAGAGGCGAGCAAGGACAGCCUGGACCGUCCGGAUUCCAGGGUCUACCUGGACCUCCUGGCCCCCCUGGUGAAGGAGGCAAGCCCGGUGAUCAGGGAGUACCUGGAGAGGGAGGAGCCGCUGGUGCCACCGGACCAAGAGGAGAGCGUGGUUUCCCUGGUGAAAGAGGAGCUGCAGGUCCACAAGGUCUGCAGGGAGCCAGAGGUUUACCUGGUACUCCUGGAACUGACGGACCCAAGGGAGCUAUCGGACCUGCUGGUGCCGGAGGAGCUCAGGGUCCGCCUGGUUUGCAGGGCAUGCCCGGAGAGAGAGGUGCGUCAGGUAUUCCAGGACCCAAAGGAGACCGGGGUGAUAUUGGAGAGAAAGGACCUGAGGGUGCUCCUGGCAAAGACGGUGGAAGAGGUCUCACUGGUCCCAUUGGUCCUCCUGGUCCUUCUGGUCCCAACGGUGAGAAGGGUGAAUCUGGUCCUGCUGGUCCUUCUGGUGCCCCUGGUACCCGCGGUGCUCCUGGUGACCGAGGUGAGACCGGACCUCCUGGACCGGCCGGUUUUGCUGGACCUCCUGGAGCUGAUGGUCAACCAGGAAUCAAGGGAGAGCAGGGAGAGUCUGGGCAGAAGGGAGACGCUGGUGCCCCAGGACCACAAGGACCAUCUGGUGCUCCUGGACCUGCUGGUCCCACAGGUGUUUCUGGACCUAAAGGAGCACGUGGUGCUCAGGGACCUCCCGGAGCCACUGGUUUCCCUGGAGCUGCUGGCAGAGUCGGACCCCCGGGUCCCAAUGGUAACCCUGGACCCGCCGGUCCUGCUGGCGCUCCAGGUAAAGACGGACCCAAGGGUGUGAGGGGAGACGGUGGACCCCCAGGACGACAGGGUGACGCUGGGCUGCGCGGUCCAGCUGGUGCACCUGGAGAGAAGGGAGAUGCUGGAGAGGACGGUCCACCUGGUCCCCUUGGUCCUUCUGGUCCACAAGGUUUGGCUGGUCAGCGUGGUAUUGUUGGGCUUCCUGGACAGCGUGGCGAGCGCGGUUUCGCUGGUCUUCCUGGACCAUCUGGAGAGCCUGGAAAGCAAGGAGCUGCUGGUGGCCCUGGAGACCGUGGACCACCUGGACCGGUUGGACCUCCUGGACUGACUGGACCUGCUGGAGAGCCAGGAAGAGAGGGCAAUCCUGGAUCUGAUGGACCUCCUGGAAGAGAUGGAUCUCCUGGAGUCAAGGGUGACCGCGGCAACACCGGCCCCGCCGGAGCUCCCGGUGCUCCGGGUGCUCCCGGUGCUCCUGGUCCUGUUGGGCCCACUGGCAAACAGGGAGACAGAGGUGAAGCCGGUGCCCAAGGACCUGCUGGAGCUCCUGGACCUGCUGGUGCUAGAGGAAUGCCUGGACCUCAAGGCCCCCGUGGAGACAAGGGUGAAGCUGGAGAGUCUGGUGAGAGAGGACAGAAGGGACACAGAGGCUUCACUGGUCUGCAGGGUCUUCCUGGACCCCCGGGUCAAGCUGGAGAUCAGGGAGCAACUGGACCUGCUGGACCUUCAGGACAAAGGGGACCACCCGGACCUGUUGGACCUGCUGGAAAAGAUGGCACUAACGGACUUCCUGGACCUAUUGGACCCCCUGGACCUCGUGGUCGCAGUGGAGAAACUGGACCCUCUGGUCCUCCUGGAAACCCCGGCCCCCCUGGACCUCCCGGACCCCCCGGCCCUGGCAUCGACAUGUCUGCGUUUGCCGGUCUCGGUCAGACGGAGAAGUCUGCCGACCCUCUCAGGUACAUGAGAGCCGACCAGGCCUCCGGAAACCUCCGCCAGCACGACGCCGAGGUGGACGCCACCCUCAAAUCCCUCAACAACCAGAUCGAGAACAUCCGCAGCCCGGAGGGAUCCAAGAAGAACCCGGCCCGCACCUGCCGAGACCUGAAGCUGUGCCACCCUGACUGGAAGAGCGGCGAGUACUGGAUCGAUCCCAAUCAGGGCUGCACUGUGGAUGCGAUCAAAGUCUACUGUAACAUGGAGACAGGAGAGUCCUGCGUGAACGCCAAACCUUCCAGCAUCCCACGCAAGAACUGGUGGUCCAGCAAGAGCAAGGACCGCAAGCACGUCUGGUUCGGCGAGACCAUGAACGGAGGAUUCCACUUCAGCUACGGCGACGACCUGCUGGCCCCCAACACCGCCGCCAUCCAGAUGACCUUCCUGAGGCUGCUGUCCACCGAGGCGUCGCAGAACCUCACCUACCACUGUAAGAACAGCGUGGCCUACAUGGACGCCAGCACAGGGAACCUGAAGAAGGCCCUGCUGCUGCAGGGAUCCAACGACGUGGAGAUCAGAGCCGAGGGCAACAGCCGCUUCACGUACAGCGUGAUGGAGGACAGAUGCACGAAACACACAGGUCAGUGGGGCAAGACAGUGAUCGAGUACAGGUCACAGAAGACCUCUCGUCUGCCCAUCGUGGACAUCGCUCCCAUGGAUAUCGGCGGAGCAGACCAGGAGUUCGGAGUCGACGUCGGUCCAGUGUGCUUCUUGUAGAGAAGGGAUUUAAAGAAAGACCAGAGAAUCUUUUUCAAAAUCAUUUAAAAAAAAGAGGAGCCCACAAGAGAGAAAAAAAACAAGACACUUUUUUUCCAAACUGGACUAUUUUUAAAAAAAUAAAAAGUGCUUUUCCAAAUUGAACUCUGUAGGAUAACUGCACUGAAUGGCAUUGUCAUCUGUCAUCUGUGAUUCAUCCCGCUUCCCCUCUUUCAUCUCACCCCCCACCCCACCCUCCCAUGGACCCAUCCAUCCUCCUCAUUUCGGGUGAAACCUCCCACGUUGAAAAGGAAGUGGAAACACAGCAGGGAAAAGAGACAGAGAGAGAGAGAGAAUGUUAUUUAUUUAUUGUCUAGGUUUCGGGUGCCAGGCGUGGUAGGACUGACUUUGUUGCUGACCAAUAAAGAGCCCACUCACACAUCUAUUUUUUUAAACUUCUUUUCCCCUGCUUUGGACCCCCGUCACUCCCUGAGCAUCCUUCCAGCUAAACCAAAAACGAUCCAGCUUUGUAGAGUGUGUAUCGACUUGUGUAUUUUGAAUAAACUUCAUGGUGCUAUAGUAACAAGCAGAUACUUGUACGUAGUGAGAUCUGUUAGAUGUUUAACUCUCGGAGUUCACCAGCCUCUAUUGAUCCUCAAGAAUGAUUCAAUUUGGAACCAAUAGUUCUUCACCCCUUAAAACUACCUCAAAAGACGACGACACGGCCCGGUGUUUCUCCACCCGACGUUCGAUUCGAAGCCAAUAUCAAAAACCACCAACCAGUUUUGAAAGCCCAGUCUUUGCAGCCCACUUUUGCUGUGACCCCUGGCCCCGCCACCCCCCUCCCAAACCCCGCCCUUCUUCCUCCCGUCUCCUCACACAGCACCUGCCCUCUGCGCUGGUGCAAAUCCCCUGCUCCCAGCCCAGAAGGUUGAAUUGUGUGAGGCUGUGUAUAUUUUUUAUUAUUAAUAAUAGUAUUAUUAUUGAUAAUAAUAGCAUUAUUAUAUUAAUAUUAUGAUCAUGACUUGUUUUUGUUACGUUUUAAUUAAUGUAAAUUGGAAAUAAAAGACA